Pseudomassariella vexata is the source of this 2395-nucleotide messenger RNA. RefSeq lists its product as uncharacterized. Bases 110 to 2218 code for a protein of 702 amino acids. Gene Ontology annotation, molecular function: L-glutamine:D-fructose-6-phosphate transaminase (isomerizing) activity; carbohydrate derivative binding. Lineage: Eukaryota; Fungi; Ascomycota; Sordariomycetes; Amphisphaeriales; Pseudomassariaceae. Gene Ontology annotation, biological process: UDP-N-acetylglucosamine metabolic process; protein N-linked glycosylation; fructose 6-phosphate metabolic process. The record is from RefSeq and is a predicted model, not a curated record. The transcript has 5 exons.
UUCUCUUGAUACCCUGCUUUUGCUAGCAAGCGAAUUGGAAAGAGAGUUGCAUUGCCUGUCGUACUCGAGAGUUACGUACGCAUUGAACCCCAGCACAACAAACGCAACCAUGUGUGGCAUUUUCGGAUACAUCAACUACCUGGUGGAGAAGGACCGCAGAUACAUUCUCGACACGCUCGUAAAUGGCCUCUCCCGCCUCGAGUACCGCGGAUACGACUCGGCCGGUCUAGCUGUCGAUGGCGACAAAAAGAACACGGUCUUCGCCUUCAAGGAGGUGGGCAAGGUGGCUAAGCUCAAGGGUCUCAUCGAGGAGUCCAAGCCAGAUUUCUCAAAAGUCUUCGACUCACAUGCCGGUAUUGCCCAUACGCGCUGGGCCACACACGGCCCGCCCUCGCGGCUGAACUGCCAUCCCCACCGUUCGGACCCCAACUGGGAGUUCUCCGUCGUCCACAACGGCAUCAUCACCAACUACAAGGAGCUGAAGACGCUGCUCACAGCCAAGGGCUUCAAGUUCGAGACCGAGACCGACACCGAAUGCAUCGCGAAGCUUGCCAAGUACCUCUACGACCAAUACCCUAGCAUUGGCUUCGUCGACCUCGCCAAGGCCGUCAUCAACGAGCUCGAGGGUGCCUACGGUCUGCUCAUCAAGUCGAUUCACUACCCCCAUGAGGUCGUCGCUGCUCGCAAGGGUUCGCCCCUUGUCAUUGGUGUCAAGACGCAGAGACGCAUGAAGGUAGACUUUGUCGAUGUUGAAUACUCCGAAGAGAACGGUGCCCUGCCUGCUGAGACCGCGGCCCAGAAUGCCGCCCUGAAGAAGGACUCGGGCGGCCUGUUGGCCCCCAACAAUACCCUCCUUGGUGCUCCCGACAAAUCGCUCCUCCACCGCUCGCAAUCCCGCGCUUUCAUGACCGACGAUGGCAUGCCCAUGCCCGCCGAGUUCUUCCUCUCCUCGGACCCCUCGGCGAUUGUUGAGCAUACCAAGAAGGUUAUGUACCUGGAGGACGACGACAUUGCCCACAUUCACGAAGGCUCCCUCAACAUCCAUCGCCUCAAGAAAGCCGACGGCAGCUCCAAUGUCCGAACCAUCCAGACCCUUGAGCUUGAACUCCAGGAGAUCAUGAAGGGUAAGUUCGACCACUUCAUGCAGAAGGAGAUUUUCGAACAACCCGAGUCCGUCGUCAACACCAUGCGAGGUCGUCUCGACGCUGAGAACCACACCGUCACCCUGGGUGGUCUUCGAUCCUACAUUGCAACCAUCCGCAGAUGCCGACGCAUCAUCUUCAUUGCCUGCGGAACUAGUUAUCACUCCUGCAUGGCUGUUCGUGGUAUCUUCGAGGAGCUUGCCGAGAUCCCUAUUGCUGUUGAGUUGGCCUCGGAUUUCCUGGACAGAGAAGCACCUGUUUUCCGCGACGACACGUGUGUCUUCGUUUCCCAGUCUGGUGAGACAGCCGACUCCCUCAUGGCACUGCGAUACUGCUUGGAGCGUGGUGCUUUGACCGUUGGCAUUGUCAACGUCGUCGGUUCUUCCAUCUCUUUGCUUACCCACUGCGGCGUCCACGUCAACGCCGGCCCCGAAAUCGGUGUCGCCUCCACCAAGGCCUAUACCUCCCAGUUCAUUGCCAUGGUCAUGUUCGCUUUGUCGCUUAGUGAAGACCGAGCGUCCAAGGUCCAAAGGCGUCGUGAAAUCGUCGAAGGCCUUGCCAACAUCUCAGCCCAGAUCAAGCAGAUUUUGGAGCUUGACCAAACUAUCAAGGAGCUGUGCAGGAACACUUUCAAGAACCAGAAGUCUCUCUUGCUUUUGGGUCGUGGCAGCCAGUUCUCUACUGCGCUUGAGGGUGCUCUCAAAAUCAAGGAAAUAUCCUAUCUUCAUUGCGAGGCUGUCAUGUCUGGUGAGCUGAAGCAUGGUGUGUUGGCUCUUGUUGAUGAGAACUUGCCCAUCAUCAUGAUUUUGACCCGUGACAACCUCUUCAAGAAGUCGCUCAACGCCUACCAGCAAGUUGCUGCCCGUGGUGGAAAGCCCAUCGUCAUCUGCAAUCCCAGUGACGAGGAGUUUGCAGCCAGCGAGGCCCAGAAGAUCGAAGUUCCUAAGACGGUCGAUUGUCUGCAAGGUCUCCUGAAUGUCAUUCCGCUGCAGCUGAUCGCCUACUGGCUUGCUGUCAUGGAGGGUCUCAACGUUGACUUCCCCCGAAACCUGGCCAAGUCGGUGACGGUUGAAUAAAGUGACGUCUUUGUAUGAAUAGACGAUGGUCUCGCAACAUGAAUAAAUGGAGUUGGACUGAAAAGGGUAUAACGGCCGGCUGAUUGGGAUUGGGAAGCGCAUGCCUGGCCCCAUCACCACAUAUAUUCCAGUGUCUCGUGUAAUUGGUACGGGAAAUGGUGAUGAUGGAUUGGUCAG